This is a messenger RNA of Aspergillus luchuensis, 903 nucleotides long. RefSeq names its product holocytochrome c synthase CYC3 (gene CYC3). The record is from RefSeq and is a predicted model, not a curated record. NCBI's taxonomy places the organism in Eukaryota, Fungi, Ascomycota, Eurotiomycetes, Eurotiales, Aspergillaceae. The transcript has 2 exons. Gene Ontology annotation, biological process: cytochrome c-heme linkage. The coding region runs from base 1 to 903 and encodes 300 amino acids. Gene Ontology annotation, cellular component: mitochondrion. Gene Ontology annotation, molecular function: holocytochrome-c synthase activity.
AUGCACGCAUCUAACACCACACCGGCAAUGCCAGCCCCGUCAUCCGCCUCCGAACCUCCCAGUGCCUGUCCGGUCCGGUCUACAGAUUCCCCGUUCUAUGUGCCUCCGAAGUCCAAGUCCCCUGAGUCGCAGCCUCCCUCGAACCCAGCUCCCAGCUCCGAUUCGCGAUCUACGCUGUCAAAGCUGAACCCUCUCAACUACAUGUUCGCCUCGAUCUCCCAGGAAAGGGCGCCCAACCAGACUGUGGAUCUCCCCGUGGAGCGAGAAGUUUCGUCUAUCCCCAGAUCCGAUAUGAAUGAGAACUGGGAAUAUCCUUCCCCCCAGCAGAUGUACAAUGCCAUGCUGCGCAAAGGUUACACCGAUACCCCGCAGGACGCCGUCGAGGCCAUGGUUGCUGUUCACAACUUCUUGAAUGAGGGCGCUUGGGACGAGAUUGUUCGGUGGGAGCGCAUAUUCUCCAAGGGCUUGGCAGAUGGCUGGGAGAAAUGUCGUCGCGGAGAAGAGAACAUUGCGAUGGACGAGUUUAAGGAGCAGAUGUCCAGGGCUCCCAAGCAGGAUGUUCCUCCACCGCGACUCAUCCGAUUCCAGGGUCGCCCGCACGACCUAACGCCCAAGGCACGGAUCCUUCAGGCUUUGGGCUGGGUGUAUCCUGCCAAAUUCGAGUCAAACCCACCCUUCGAUCGCCACGAUUGGUUUGUGAUGCGGCAGACGCCAUCCGGUCCUAAGGAAGUCCGUUAUGUUAUUGACUACUAUUCCGGUCCUCCCGAACCCACCGGAGAGCCUGUUUUCUACUUGGAUAUUCGACCGGCCCUGGACACCCCAACUGCCGCCGUUGAGCGACUAAUGAGAUGGGGAGGAGAUGUCUGGUGGCGUGCCAGUGGCGCCUCCGUUCGGGAAAACUAA